Messenger RNA from Cryptomeria japonica (Japanese cedar), 723 nucleotides. RefSeq names its product agamous-like MADS-box protein AGL62. Gene Ontology annotation, molecular function: RNA polymerase II cis-regulatory region sequence-specific DNA binding; protein dimerization activity; DNA-binding transcription factor activity, RNA polymerase II-specific. The record is from RefSeq and is a predicted model, not a curated record. Bases 1 to 723 code for a protein of 240 amino acids. The transcript has a single exon. NCBI's taxonomy places the organism in Eukaryota, Viridiplantae, Streptophyta, Pinopsida, Cupressales, Cupressaceae. Gene Ontology annotation, biological process: positive regulation of transcription by RNA polymerase II.
AUGGGCAGGGUAAAGAUUGCAAUAAAAAGGAUAGAGAACCCAAAUGCGAGGCAGGUGUCAUUUUCCAAAAGGAGGAUGGGUGUGUUUAAAAAGGUGAGUGAACUGUCCACAUUGUGUGGGGCAGAGAUUGCAAUCAUAGUCUUUUCUCCUGCAGGGAAGGCCUUCACAUUUGGGACUCCUGACAUUGAUUUUGUGCUUCACAAAUAUCUCAACAUUCCACUUCAUGUAAGUGAUAAGAAAGUUCAAAAGUCUUGGAGAUCAGAACAAGAAUACAAAUCCAUACUGAGUGAGUUAGAUGCAGAAAACAAACGCAAGGAGAAGCUCAAAGGACUGGAAAGAAAUAAUGAGGUGGAUUCAUGGUGGAGAAGAGAUAUUGAACGUUUAAAUCUGCACCAACUGAGAGAGUUUAGUGACUCCAUAAACGAGUUCAAGAAAAGGAUUCUUCAGGCUUUACAAGAGAAGGAAGCAAUGAAAUAUAGGAAGAAGGAGCUAGAUGAAAUAGAGGCUGAAGAAAUGUGUCAAGGACAAUCUUUUCUAGCUAUGUUGGGUGUGCAAGUAGAUCGUAAAGCUCACUCUGUAAGGGGAUCCUCUUCUCAUAGUGAAGGCAUGGCAUCCCAUGAGGGCUGCCUGACUUGCAAAAAGUGGUCAUGCCUCUUGAGAAAGGACAAUUGCUCUCUGAGGAAUCAUUUUGAAAGUGGGUGUAAUAUCACCCACAACAAAUGA